Paramecium octaurelia is the source of this 669-nucleotide messenger RNA. The record is from the annotation of a GenBank genome assembly. Lineage: Eukaryota; Ciliophora; Oligohymenophorea; Peniculida; Parameciidae.
AUGAAGGAUAGUAAAUGGAUAGAAUAACAUGAAUAAUGGAGAUAGUAAUAUUUGAAAUAUUGUUGAGUAGCAAUUUCAGAGAAAUUACAUAUAAUGGUGAAUAUAAAAAUGGUAAAAAAAUUGGUUAUUGGAAAACCAUUCAAAAAGAAGAAGAAACUAUGUAAAUUAAUAUGAACUACGUUUAUAUUAGAGGUGGAGGGUUAUAUGAUUUAAAUGGAAUUUAAGAUGGGAAAUGGGUAGAGUUGAAUGAUUCCUAUGAUCAAGAGUUUAAUAAUUGUUAUUAAUUUUAGGGAUUCCGCGAUCACAUAUAAUGGUGAAUAUCAGAAUGGAAGAAAAUGUGGCAAAUGGGAAACUGUUUAUGAUUAAAACGGAGUAAUGUAAAUUAUUUGUGAGGAUCUUAUCAAAUUUUAGUGGUGGAGGAAUCUAUGAUGAAAUUGGAUUGAAAAAUGGAGAAUGGGUAGAGUUAUAUUGUGAAUGGAAGAUGUAAAUUAUAAUAUAAUUGUAGUGAUUAUAAGGAAAUAACUAUAAAAGGAGAAUAUAAUAGAGGUAAAAAAUGUGGAAAAUGGGAAACAUCCGGGGUGAUUUAUGGGGCAAAUUAAAAGAAGUAAAUUUAUUGAUAAAUUAUUAAGGGAAAAUAUAGAAUAUGAUGAUCAAGGCUUGGGAAUUUGA